Molecule: messenger RNA, 5908 nt
Organism: Culex quinquefasciatus (southern house mosquito)
Lineage: Eukaryota; Metazoa; Arthropoda; Insecta; Diptera; Culicidae
Gene: cdc14
Product: mucin-5AC
Exons: 8
Coding region: 1474-4557 (1027 amino acids)
Biological process (GO): positive regulation of cytokinesis; protein dephosphorylation; regulation of exit from mitosis
Cellular component (GO): mitotic spindle; centrosome; kinociliary basal body
Molecular function (GO): protein serine/threonine phosphatase activity; protein tyrosine/serine/threonine phosphatase activity
Source: RefSeq, a predicted model, not a curated record
AUCAGUCGACCGCCGACAUCAGCCGCGCUUCGUUGUGGUCGUGUCGUGAGGCGCGCGCGAGUAGUUCCGUGUCAAACAGAGGGGUGAAGAAAAGAAACCUUUUUUUUCUCUGUUCUGCUCUGGCUCUCCCUCACUCUGAUUUGAAGUCGGACGGGGAGUGCAGCAGCAAGCAACAGAAUUCAACCAGUAAUUAGACGGGUACGAAGGGUGGUGAAAAAGUGAACUUUUCAAGUGCAUUUUGACCAAGAAAUUGAAGACCUGGGCUGCUUGGAUUGGAGAAAGCGCAGUUUUGAAAGGAUUUUCCUGCCAGCAGAUUGUGGGUGGCUUGUUUUUCUUCUCUGUCGAGAAGCCGCCAAAGAACAAGAAGAAACACGACGAGUUUGCACGAGAGAAAGAAAAAUCACGCAAAUUUAAAGAGCCCCCCGACUUGCGCUGCUAAAUACGCAAUGGGAAAUUCUUGUGCGUGAGGCGUAAAUUCAGGUGUUUCCAAUUUGAAGCGUCCAAGUUGGCGAGGAAGAAGCAAAACUGCAUUCCAGCUUGGAGUUGUGAGAAGAAAAAGUGACGUCUCAGAGCAACGCAAACUUUUCCCGAAAAAGGGCAAAAUUGAUUACGCGACGAAGACAAGCCUUCUUGGAUAGCGGAGAACGACGACGACGACGACUUCUGAAAGUGAAAUCUUUGAGUUUUGUUUGAUUCCAACAGGAACGAUAGUUGCUAACGUGGCAGAAAUCUUUUGAGAGAAAAAAAGAUUCAAUCCCCCCCACCCCGGGUCAGCUUCUUUCGAAUAAAUUAAGCAAAAAAAAAGAACACAAAAAAUAGUGUAGGUGGAAAAGUAGCGACAUUAUAAUACAUGCAUGUAGGCACGAAUAAAGGCGGCGACCUGCUCCUACACCUCUUCUAGUGGCGGCGAAAUCUCCGGCAGAGCGAAAAAAAGGUUAACAAGAUGCAACGGUGUCCACGACCACAACUAGCCGUCGAGUGAAUCCGCCGCACGAACUUGCCGUGCAACAGAGCCGUUUCGUGCGCGCCCCAAUGUCCAGGGUUCAGAAAUAACCUCCCAAAUGCUAAUUACGACGACGACCACAACAAUGAGCCGGACGGCGACGACUGGUAGCAGCAGCAGCAGCGGGACUGUCCUUGAAAGCAGGAGUGGCAAUCAAAUCUAAACGAUCUGGAAGAGAGAGAGAGAGAGGGAGAAGGGUCGAAGGACACGCACGCCUCCCUGCUUAAGUAGGGAAAGGUCAACGACGAAGAAAGGCGCUUUUCCUCGAGCAGCAAGAAGAAAGGCAUAGAUUAAGGCGUACGUAAUCCGUCAGCCAGCGGUGCUGGAAAUAGCAUUGGCCUAGUAUUAUUAUUUUUCGUUGUUGUUCUCCGUGUUGGACAUCGACAGCUGAGAACACCCGCUCGGCCGUCAUCGUCACCUCUGCUCUGGUCGCGCUGGCACUUUUCCGGAGAAGUUUUGUCGUGCUCCCGAUGUUUGGACAGAGAAACGACAGGAUGGAUUUGAACAACGAGAACAUUCAGUCCGCCUCGGAGAUCAUCGAGAACCGGCUGUACUUUGUGGCGUUCAAGAAGGACUUUAAGCCGCGCGGUACCUCCAACACGCACUACUUCUCCAUCGACGAGGAGUUGGUGUACGAGAACUUUUACAACGACUUUGGUCCGCUGAACAUCUGCAUGCUGUACCGGUACUGCCAGAUGCUGAACGAGAAGCUCCGGCUGGCGCAGCACGCCAAGAAGAAGAUCGUCCACUACACCUCGGUGGACGCGUCCAAGCGCCUCAACGCGGCGUACCUCAUCGGGGCUUACUCGGUGAUCUACCUGAAGCGCACCCCGGACGAGGCCCUCAAACCGCUCACCUCCGGCUGCAACGUGCUCACGUACACCAAGUUCUGCGACGCGUCGUACGUGUACUCCGGCUACCGGAUAUCCCUGUACGACUGCAUCCACGCGAUCGCCCGGGCGCUCGAGGCCGGCUUCUUCAGCUUCGACGACUUUGACUCCCAGCAGUACGAGCACUUUGAGCGCGUCGAAAACGGCGACUUCAACUGGAUCGUGCCGGACAAGUUUCUGGCGUUCUGCGGACCGCACAGCAAGAGCCGACUGGACAACGGCUACCCCAUUCACGCCCCCGAGACGUACUUUGAGUACUUUCGCAAGCACAACGUGACCACCAUCAUCCGGUUGAACGUGAAGAUCUACGACGCGGCGCGGUUCACCAGCGCGGGCUUUACGCAUCACGAUCUGUUCUUCGUGGACGGGAGCACCCCGAACGAUGCCAUCCUGAAGAAGUUUCUGACGAUCUGCGAGCAGGCGGACGGCGGGAUUGCGGUACACUGCAAAGCCGGCCUCGGCCGCACCGGCACCCUGAUCGGGGCCUACCUCAUCAAGCACUACAACUUUAGCGCGCUGGAGGCGAUCGCCUGGCUGCGGCUGUGCCGGCCCGGCUCCGUAAUCGGCCACCAGCAGCAGUGGAUGCUGAGCAAGGAGGCGUCGCUGAUGAACGAGGGCAACGCGUACCGCAAGCGGCACGGCAUCAGCCGAACGCCGAUCCGGCACGAGUUUGGCAUCUACAGCAUCAAGCAGUUUGCGGCCAUCGACGAGGAGACGCCGACGCCGCCGCCGCCAGCGGUGGCCGUCAAUCGGAACAGUCUUUCGACGUCCAACUCUUCAUCGUCGUCGUCCUCGUCGGGUUCGUCCGUCUGCUCGUCGGUGGCGUCGUCUACGACGACCACUCCGAUCGCCAGCAAGCUGCCGGACACGGCCGCCAACAACCGCGUCCAGCUGCUGCUGAAGGAGCGCGUGCGGGGCAUCUCGCACAAGGUCGACACGAUGCGGCUGAACGACGAAGAGGAACUGCAGAGCAACCAGCUGAACAACAACUGUGAGGGUGGGACGACGACGACGGAGCGAACGGUUGCGUUGGCGAUUGACGUGGUUGACGCUCCGGUGGAGUCGCGGAAGGCGCUCGUUCCGGACACCAAGUGUGCGACGAUUCCCGUGACGCGUCGCUCGAAAACGGUUCGCACCAGCCGGUUGAUUACGCUGGAGCAGUCUCAGCAGACGCAGGGCGACAAGCUGAACCAGAUCAAGGCGAUGCGGCGGCGGCCGUCCAGGUCGGCCAACAUAAUCACGCAGUGCGCCGGUGACCCGCGAACCCUCGCCGCUGCAAGUGCCACUGUGCAAGCCAAUAAUCUUUUGAAUCAAAUCGCCUCAUCCAAACUCACCGCCGUCGCUUCACCGUCGGAAGUUCCACAACCACUACCGCCAACGGAUACGUCCGACGGAGUUCCUGUGCCACCUGUUACCACAAGUCCGGCGGCGACGAGUACAGGCAGUAGGGCGGCGGCGCAAAAGGCAGAGGAAGGGGUGAAGCAGAUAACGACGACAACUAACAAUCUAGCGAAUACAGCGAGCACUACCACGAGUACUGCGAAUGUGGCGGCGACGACGGGAGGUGGAGGACCGGGAGGUGGCGGAUGCAAUAUGGCCAACGUGGUGCUGCAAUGUCCCGCCACCAGGCAGAAUCAUCGGCUGUUUAGUAAGAGGUCCGUUUCGGCCAGCCAGCACGUCCAGCAGCAAAAGAACAAGAAAAACGUACAAAACACGGCGGAAGCCAUCCUGCAACAGCACCAGCACUGCACCACCAUCACGACAACGGUGACGGCCACGACCACGACAACCACCGGCGGCUGCGGAACCACGUCCAGCGUCAAGCUCACCGUCAAGGACGAGGUCAAACCGCGGGCGUCGGUCCGAACGGUGCGCAACAACAGCCUGGACAGCUACCAUCACCACUAUCAGUUCAUCAACAUCCCGAACAUCAUCACGUACAAGCGGGGCCGCUCGAAGAUUCCGGCCUCGGCCCGGCUCCGGUCCAGCAUGGCUCAGCAGGACAGCUCGAAGGCAAGCGGUGGCGGGACGGCGAAGCCGGAUGGCGACGAGACAACGGCGGCCAUCCAGCUGAUACUGAACAAGCCGAUGACGCGCCGGAUGAGGAAUGCGGGCGGUGGAACCGCCCCUCCGCAGCUGAUCUCCGCCGGUACGGGUGCUCCAGGUGCGGCAGCUGCCGCCGCAGCCGCCACGGACGAGCUGAAUGGGAAUGGAGGAGGAAUCUCACGAACGCUUCCGCUGAGCGGAGACGACCACCGGAACAACAACGGCGACAUCAACCUGGAGCUGACCAGUCUAGCGGCGGCAGGAACAACCGCCGCCGCCGCCACCACCACCAUCAAGCGCAACAAACGAUCUCGCAGCAGUACAAAGAUUGAGAAGGAGAAGAACGACGAAAAGGGCAGCAAAGUGCUGCGCAAGAACGGGGGCGUCGUCGCGACCAGCGGGAUUCCGGUGGCCACCAAGCUGGCCGGGGACGUCUCCAAGGGGGUUAGCAGCGAAAGUAUUACCUCGGCGGCCAGCACGCCGACGGCGAGCCUUACGCGGAACACCUUCAGCAGUAGCUCGCUGAACCGGAAGGCUGCUGCGGCGGCGUCGGCGGUCAAGGGGACGGCGGAACCUUCCGGUGGUGGUAGCAAUUCGCUCAAGGCGCGAAAAAAGUAGAGCGCUUCGUAGUGCGUGGUAGAUGCAAUUUUCUGUAAUCAUCGCUUGUUUUAACACUUUUUUAGGUUUUGUUUUUUCUUGGCAAUCUUGCAGAAUCCCGGUUUCUGUGAUGUGAUUUUUCGUACAUUUUUUUGUUUAUAUCUCUUAAAACUAUUGUGAUUAACCACAAUUUACACAGACACAAGUUUUGUUUGGUUAACAAAAUCGAAUCGAAGCUAUCGCAGUGCGAUAAAAACUAUUUACUAAGACGAAACUGUUACUAAUAGUUAUUUUGUUUGUCACUCAAGAUUAAAUUUAUGCAAUGAAUUAUACACUAAUCAAAACGGAAACUUCCCCUCUCUUAGCAUUGCCGUAGAUCGUUUGCAGCUCAUUUUUUUUGGGAUGAAUUAGUUCAGUAUCUGAAAGCUUUGGAACAAGUAUGACUGGUUGUGAGUGAUUCUGUUGGUCUGGAAGGGUGAGCGCUUGAUUUGCUUAUAUUUUUCCGCUAGAAAACGCCUUUAAAACAAUGCAUGGCUGCUACAUUCAGGUAAUGGUUUGAGCAAAGUACGCUGCUCGUAAGGAAAGGGGUCAAGAAAGUUGAAACCUUAUAGAAUUUGCCUUCUCUUUUAUUCUGCUGUUCGUUAAGCUUUUUCUUGACCCCGUUCCUUGGGAAGUCCGUACUGGCCCGCUUGAUGAUUUUCCAGAAUAAAACACAUUUUGGAAAUGCCCUUCAAACUUGGCCUACCAAAUGCAUCCUCUUCAAAUUUGAAGGACAUUCAUGCAGGAAGUUAUCGUCCGUCCCAGAUUUUGCUGAUUAGUUGAUGCAACAUUCAAGGCAAGGGAAUUUGAGAACCUCAACUUUUUCAACACCUCGAAAUCGUCUAAGUUCCACUCACCUCUAAAUUCUGUCCGGCAAAACAACAGAAAAUUGACAUUUAAGCUUUGAUUUCCCAGGUGUCUCAAUAACUUCACUUUCUAGCAAGUAAUUUUCUUCAAAACUGGGCCGUAAUAGUAUCAACAUCAAAAGUCUCAACCUUUUUUCCGAAGUAAACACUGCAGUUUCAAACACAUUUUCCACCUGUACUUCUUGACGUUUCUCUCCACCGGAAACAGCCUGCUGUCAUCGUCGCGCGGACGCGAGCGUUGCCAGAUGUGCGCGCGAUGACGUUUCGAACGAAGCAGUUUGACGAGGGGUGUUUGGUUUCGUGAAAAGUUUUUAACCCAACUUUGGGUAACUUGGGCAGAAAAAUUCGAGGUGUGUUUUGUUCUUGGGUUCGCGGCUUAUGUAAAAAAGGUUAAUUAGGUUUAAUUCGUACAAAAUAUAAGUGGUUCUUCUAAAAAGAUUGAAUAGCUAUUUGAUAUUUUAAUUGCG